This is a messenger RNA of Aedes albopictus (Asian tiger mosquito), 1454 nucleotides long. RefSeq lists its product as uncharacterized. The annotation marks the transcript as partial. Lineage: Eukaryota; Metazoa; Arthropoda; Insecta; Diptera; Culicidae. The transcript has a single exon. The record is from RefSeq and is a predicted model, not a curated record.
AAUUUCCUGACUCUGAAAGAAUCGGUCAACCUGGCGAAAGCAAACAACCGAAUGAAGUUUCUUCUGAACUGCCGAAGAUGCAAACUGAUUCCGCAGUGUCUCAACAUAAGAAACGACAUACAACUGGAGAAUGCUGCAUCGAAACGUGAGCUGGAGAAAGUGGUUCGGAAGCAUAGGAUCCGGCUUCUUAGCGUCAUGAUUGCCGACACGAAACGAACAAUCGGAAGCAGUAAACGAAGGAAGCACGAAUGGAGCCGAAAAGUGGAAGAAAGUUUCGAAGCGCCAGAUGCGGAGAGUGUGAAGAAAAUGGUAGAAGAGAAAACGAGUGCAGUGUACAACAAGAUGAAGGCAACACAGCAGCGAAAAAUGUCAAGAAUGCAAGAUAACCACAUGAGAGAGAUGAAUGUCGAAACGGAAUGGGUAGUGAACACGACCGAUACCGAGUUACCCGAUUAUGUGGAACGAACAUUGAAAUUAGGACCGAAUUUCAAUGUGGAUGAUGCAAGAAACCUUCCUUACAUCGAAGUGGUAGCGAGCAUCGAGAAGCAUAUACAAACGAAGGAAAAUGCAGACGAAAUCAGGUCGGAGGUGUCCAAUGCGAUUGUAAACCACAUAAACUACCAUAGACAACCUCGACAUGCUCCCCAAGAAUGGAUAAAGAAGGAUGUCACCAGGAGUAAGAAGUUUUUGAGAGACAACCCGAACCUUGUCAUCACGAAAGCAGACAAAGGAAGCAUGACGGUCAUAUUGGAAGCGCAAGAAUACCAUGACAAGAUGAAGGGACUCCUCAGCGAUGGUCAAACCUAUAAGAAGCUAACAACCAACCCGACAAACAGAGUUCUGAAGAAAAUCAACGGCAUCCUCGAUGAGUGGCACAACGAAGGGUACAUCGACUCACGCACACAAAGGAAGCUCAAGGAAUCAAGUUGCAUCCCACCACGGAUCUACGGUCUUCCGAAGAUCCACAAAGAAAACAGGCCCCUCCGUCCAGUAGUGUCGACAAUAGGAUCGGCAACGUACAACAUAGCGAAGUUCUUGGCGAACAUAAUCGAAAACAUAGUUGGAAAAGAGGUUUCCCACGUGCGUAACAGUUUCGAAUUCGCCAACGAAGUAACAGGGUUUCAUACGGACGAGGAUGAAGUACUCUUCUCGUUGGACGUGGUGUCACUGUAUACGAACAUACCAGUGGACUACGCACUACGAUGCCUCGAAGAAAGAUGGGAGGAAAUUGAGAGGCACACAAACAUAGACAGAUCCAACUUCAUUGAAACGGUAAAGUUGGUUCUGGAAUCGACUUUCUUCGUAUACCAGGGAGAGGUGUACGGACAGACCUUUGGAGUACCGAUGGGAUCUCCAUUAUCACCAGUAAUCGCCAACGUCGUUAUGGAAAAGUUGGAACAGGAGUCCAUAAAAAAGCUAGAGGAAGAUCACAUAACCCUGAAGGUGUAUCGAAG